ACACACACACACACACACAUCCAGGGACUAUAUAUGGAGCUGCUGAGUGCUGGCGAUGACUCCUGCAGGUUGGACAUGCGUUACAUUUGUCUUAAAGUAUCUUGAUGGUGAAGAUGCUUUUCUCACCGGCCCACAGUCUCAUCCUUCUUCUCCUCCUGAGCUUCACUGACGCUGGACGGAUCCUGAUGAAGAUCAAGGAGCGUGUGCGUGAUCUCCAGCUGCAGAAAGCCAAGCAGCAUCUCCUGGCGCUCACGGUCGGCGGCCGUCAGCCUCUCCAGCAUGUGAAGGAGGGCAGGAUUCACCAGCAGCUGGACCACUUCAACCGACAGGACGUCAACACCUUCGCUCAGAGGUUCUUUGUGAACGAGGCGUUCUGGCAGCGUCCGGAUGGUCCAGUGUUCCUCUUCAUCGGAGGAGAAGGGCCCAUUUAUGAGUUUGAUGUUCUGGCAGGUCACCAUGUUGACAUGGCUGCAGAGCACGGAGCUCUGCUAUUGGCUCUGGAGCAUCGUUUCUAUGGCGACAGCAUCAACCCUGACGGCCUCAAAACAGAGAACCUGGCAGACCUGAGCAGCCAGCAGGCGCUCGCUGACUUGGCAGUAUUUCACCAGUACAUCACCCAGAGCUUCAAUCUGAGCCGCAGGAACACCUGGAUCAGCUUCGGGGGCUCGUACGCUGGAGCUCUGUCCGCCUGGUUCAGAGGGAAGUUUCCCCACCUGGUGUUUGGAGCCGUGGCCUCCUCUGCUCCUGUCAACUCUAAGUUGGACUUCUCUGCCUACAGCGAUAUUGUUGGCUUGAGUCUCAUGAACGAAGCAGUUGGAGGCUCAGAGAAGUGUCUGGCUGCUGUGAGGGAAGCCUUUGCCGCUGUGGAAGCACUGAUGGCCGGGAAUGCCAGCCAGGUGGCCGUGGACUUUGGAUGCUGUCAGAUCCCCAAGGAGUUUGACGAUCAGAUUGAGCUGAUGCAGAACCUGGCCGACAUCAUCAUGGGUGCAGUGCAGUACAAUGAAGAAGGGGUGCUUGUGUCUAUUAAUGAGCUCUGUGGUGUGAUGACCAAUCAGAGCCAGGCAUCCGAGGGGGAGAUGCAGGCUUAUAACCGCCUCGUUAAACUUGCACAGUGAGGAGCCGUGUCUGGACGUCUCCCACGAGAACACUGUGAAGGAU
Molecule: messenger RNA, 1158 nt
Organism: Cottoperca gobio
Lineage: Eukaryota; Metazoa; Chordata; Actinopteri; Perciformes; Bovichtidae
Product: thymus-specific serine protease-like
Exons: 10
Coding region: 105-1115 (336 amino acids)
Biological process (GO): proteolysis
Cellular component (GO): lysosome; endosome
Molecular function (GO): dipeptidyl-peptidase activity; serine-type exopeptidase activity
Source: RefSeq, a predicted model, not a curated record